CGCGCGCUCAACAGCUACAGGCACGCGGCCAUCCCAGGACAGUAUAAAAAUCCCAGCGAACUGUCCCAAGAGCACGGAAAGAACUGGAUUUCUUAGGUGUAUCUGUCUGUCAAUCAAUCAUGAAGGCUGUGGCAAUAAUCCUUGUUCUGGCAGUCAUCUCUGGCUGCCAUGCCCGCGCUGUGCGCCAGGCAGAGGCCCUCCAGAACCACUGGGAGGAGAAUGUUGAGCGCUUCUGGACCUACGUGUCUGAAAUCAACAGCAGAGCCGACGGACUGGUGGAGAACCUCAAAGCCUCCCAGUUCAGUAGAGAACUUGACACCCUGAUCACUGACACCGUGGCUGAGCUGACCGUGUACAGGGAGGACAUCCAGACCAAGUUGGGGCCCUACGCCCAGGACACAGCCGCCCUGCUGGGCCAGGACCUGCAGCUUCUGACCACCAAGCUCCAGACCGACAUGGUUGAUGCCAAGGAGCGCAGCACACAGUACCUGGGAGAGCUCAAGACCAUGAUGGAGCAGAAUGCUGAUGAUGUCCACAACCGUGUCAACACCUACACCCGCAAACUGAAGAAACGCCUUAACAAGGACACAGAGGAGAUCCGCAACACUGUGGCUAACUACCUGGGAGAAAUUCAGUCCCGUACCUCCCAGAACAUGGAUCUCGUGAAGGGGCGUGUGGAGCCCUUCGUGAGUCAGGCCCACGACACCGCCGCCCAGAGGCUGGGCAGCUUCACUAACCUUCUGAAGAACCAGGCCCAGGACCUGAGCCAGCAGGUCUCCACCCAGGCCGAAGGCAUGCGCAAGCAGCUGGAGGCCACCGCCGAGGACCUGCGCACCACCCUGGAGGGCAAGAUCGAUGAGCUCAGCAGCCUGAUCGCCCCCUACGCCGCCAAGAUCCGUGAGCAGCUCCAGACCGCCAUGGACAAGGUCAAGGAGACCACCUUCUAAAUGGACCCAGGGGAGGGAGGGGUUUGGAGGACUGGUGUGCCGCCACUACACCCCUGUUUAAGUAGGGGUGGGGGUUGUGAAGCACUGUGCCACCAUUCACCUAGCUACCACAGAGAGGAGGAGGGAGUUAAGUGUUACUGAUGCUGUUUUCACUGUGUUGGCUCUGUUUGUUUUGGUUGAGGGGGGUUGAUAGUGAGAGAGGGGUGAGGAUGGCAGAGCUUUGAAGGGGUCUUGAGCAGACCAACAGUCCUUUAUGUCUGUUCAGGCCUGUUCAAACACACAAGAGGCCAUUGUUUUUAACCUGCUUCGCUUGUCUUCCUCGUUAUAAGUGCUCUAGAUGUCUCCUCCAAAUUGUUCUACUAAUCUGCAUCAGGUUUCUAAGGCUGCUGUAUGGGAUACAAGUGGGGUUGAAACAGUAUCUAACAAUCGUGAGCCAAAUUGUCUCCGGCCCAUUCCAGCGCUGUCCUUCAUUUCAAUAACUGCACUGAAUUAAGACUGGGCUUUUCUCCAGCACUAGCAUCAGUCUGUCCAGAACCAAAGGAGCAGAACCACUCCGUUCCUUGCUUGUCUGUGAUUCUGUAUCUACACCUGCUUUGUAGGCUCUGUAUUUGUUGUGAUUCAUAUAGGAGUGUAUUUACUAUGACUGUGAUAUGACGCGAAUAUGACAAUGAAACUAAAAUGUAUACUUCACAGGGUCCAUAUACUACCUGUCUGUAUUAAUUCAGUUUGGUCAGAGUGUCUCUGCCAUUUCACAAUGUAACACGCCCUGCUGCUCACUGUUCGUCUGGCUGUCUGGCUGUCUGGCUUACUGGCUGUCUGGCUGUCUGGCUGACUGCAGUGUGCUCCCCAGCGCUGCGGAAAUAAAAUAUGCUUGUUGCUCAA
This is a messenger RNA of Oncorhynchus gorbuscha (pink salmon), 1829 nucleotides long. RefSeq names its product apolipoprotein Eb-like. NCBI's taxonomy places the organism in Eukaryota, Metazoa, Chordata, Actinopteri, Salmoniformes, Salmonidae. Gene Ontology annotation, biological process: cholesterol catabolic process; negative regulation of neuron apoptotic process; lipoprotein catabolic process. The transcript has 5 exons. Gene Ontology annotation, molecular function: lipid binding. Gene Ontology annotation, cellular component: extracellular region; intermediate-density lipoprotein particle. The record is from RefSeq and is a predicted model, not a curated record. Bases 120 to 947 code for a protein of 275 amino acids.